This is a messenger RNA of Ciona intestinalis (vase tunicate), 1426 nucleotides long. The record is from RefSeq and is a predicted model, not a curated record. NCBI's taxonomy places the organism in Eukaryota, Metazoa, Chordata, Ascidiacea, Phlebobranchia, Cionidae.
CUGCUUGCAUCAAUAUAGUGACUUUAAAUUCUGUUGCUUUUUACAUCUUCAUCAUGUCUGCAUCCCUUCCUUCCUCCAUGAGGAAACUAGUCGUGAAGACGCUCACAUCCAACUUCAGGAAAGCUGUUGAGAUUCAAACGGUCCCGCUUCCAAAUCCUGCCUCCGGACACGUUUUGGUGAAAAAUCACUUCGUGGGGAUCAACGCGUCUGAUGUGAAUUUCUCGGCGGGAAAAUACGACCCAAGCAAGCAGCCCCCGUUUGAUGCCGGGUUUGAAGCCAUCGGGGAAGUUGUCGCAGUUGGUGACGGGGUUUCACAAAGUUUUAUCGGGAAGUCAGUUGCUCAUUUAUCUAACGGAGCGUUCUCAGAGUUCCAGGCAGUAGCGGGGAAAUCAAUUCUUGAAAUUCCAUCAAUGCAACCACAGUAUAUACCAUGUUUGGUUAGUGGGAUGACGGCAAAGUUGGCCUUGCAGGAAAGUGGGAACUUAAAACCAAAUGAAAAGGUGUUAGUAACUGCAGCAUCGGGAGGAACCGGUCAGUUUGCCGUCCAGUUGGCCAAGUUAGCUGGGUGUCAUGUCAUUGGGACCUGCUCAUCUGAUAAGAAAGUUAAUUUCUUAAAAUCUAUCGGUUGCGACCACGCCAUAAAUAUUUCUACAGAGAACCUGGGUCAAGUAUUGAAGGAGCAUUACCCGCAUGGUGUUGAUGUGGUUUACGAGUCGGUUGGUGGAGAAACGUACGAGACUUGCGUCAACAGACUUGCAGUAAAGGGAAGGUUGAUAGUUAUCGGGUAUAUAUCUGGAUAUCAACAACCCAUGGGGGUGGCAACGACUACUUCGGCAAGAGGAGCAGCGGCCCUUCCUGUUAAAAUGCUCAUGAAAAGUUCGAGCGUGACCGGUUUCUUCCUUUUCCAUUACGCCAACCAAUGGAAGUCGGCUUUUCAAGAGUUGAGUGAUCUCUAUGUUGCUGGGAAGUUGACAUGCAUGGUUGACGAUGGAAGCAGCGAGCGAAAAGGAGGUUUCCGUGGCAUCGAUGACGUCACAGAUGCGGUGGAUUAUCUUUACUCCAGGAAAAGUGUGGGGAAGAUUGUCGUCAACUUGGCUUCAUCUGGAAGCAAAUUAUGAACUCCGUUCCGUUGUAGUUUGUUUUUGGUAAUUGUUUAUAAUUUAACUGAUGAUGAUAUCAAACUAUUCACGCAUCAGAUGGUAUCACAUAGUCACUAAAUGGAAAAAUUUUACUAAACUGUUUGUUAACGCUUACGGCAACAGACACCCACUUUGUAACGGGCUUACUAAGUUAAUGUUAAUUUUUUAUAAUUUUAGUGAUAAUGAUAUCAAACUAUUCACGCAUCAGAUGCUGUUGAUAUCGUUUACAUGUAAAGCAAUAAUGGCUUAUAAUUUAAAACUUUAAAAUAAACUGAUCUUUCCCCGAU